AUGCCCUCUAUCAAAAAUUCCACUGUUCUUGUCAUUGGCGGCUCUUCCGGAAUCGGCUAUGGAGUUGCGGAAAAAGCCCUCGCCGAGCAUGCAAAGGUGCAUAUAGCAUCUUCGAAUGCUUCCCGAGUCCGGGAAAGUACCGAAACCUUGCAAGAAAAGUUCCCCGAAGAGCAUAUUUCUGGACAUCUCUGCGACCUUGCCGAUUCGGGCGUUGAAAGAAACCUCGAGCUUCUCCUUACCACUAUUGGACCGCUUGACCACAUCGUAUUUACUGCCGGCGAUAGGCUCUCUAUUCAACCUCUGGAUAGCAUCGACCUUGAGGCGAUUCACCGAGCAGGCCACAUUCGUUUUGCCGUUCCUCUUCUGCUUGCCAAACUAGCUCCUCGUUUCCUCAAACCGGGCUAUGGAUCAUCGAUCACACUGACCACUGGGUCCGGCUCUCAAAAGCCAUACCCGAACUGGUCAUUGAUCACUGGGUAUCUGACAGGCUUACAUGGAAUGGUGCGUAACCUCGCACUAGACCUGAAACCAACACGGGUGAACCUAGUUAGCCCUGGCGUGGUUGCUACCCCUCUCUGGGGACCCGCAGGAGUGUCCGAUGAAAUGAAGAAUUCUACCGCUUUGCGCAAAGCCGGCACAAUUGAGGAAGUUUCGGAGGCCUAUCUUUAUCUGAUGAAAGACACGAAUGCUACCGGUAGUUGUGUUAGUACCAAUGCCGGAUCCCUUCUGCUAUAG
Messenger RNA from Penicillium atrosanguineum, 735 nucleotides. Its product is annotated as oxidoreductase, short chain dehydrogenase/reductase family. Gene Ontology annotation, molecular function: oxidoreductase activity. The record is from RefSeq and is a predicted model, not a curated record. The coding region runs from base 1 to 735 and encodes 244 amino acids. Lineage: Eukaryota; Fungi; Ascomycota; Eurotiomycetes; Eurotiales; Aspergillaceae. The transcript has a single exon.